This is a messenger RNA of Capra hircus (goat), 1158 nucleotides long. Its product is annotated as sex comb on midleg-like protein 1. The record is from RefSeq and is a predicted model, not a curated record. NCBI's taxonomy places the organism in Eukaryota, Metazoa, Chordata, Mammalia, Artiodactyla, Bovidae. Gene Ontology annotation, molecular function: protein binding.
ACCGGUACAAUCUAACCGUCUUUUUCAGCGUCUGCUGGGGAUACGGGAGGCGGCUAACUGUUCUCUCACGGCUAACCGGUUCCCGCCCCCUUCUGAGGCCGAUUUCCGGGACUCUGGGACCAGAAUACAUUUGUCAAAUAGCACUUUUUCCUUCCUUUGAACUUCUUUGUGCGCUAGAAGCAGCUGAAAAGAGGAGUAAGCUUUACCAGUCCUAGACGUUCAAGCAUUUUCACAAAUAAAUCCUCCAGCAAGUUUCAAAAUAAUUAGGCCCAAGUCAGGAAGUGGAGUUCCUCUGUUGCACAAAAAAGAUGUCAAGCGGAUCUAGUGAAGUUGAUGUGAUAAGAACACGAAUCCCUGCUUAUGAUGAUGAUAACACUGUUCUUUAUGCAUAUGAACCAAAUACUGCAUAUUUCAGUAAUCAGGAAACUGCUGCAUCUGACACAUCUUACAACGAAGAACAAGAAAAGAUAAUUCAGGAUAUCCUUGUUUAUUGCCAGGCCAUCUAUGAUGCUAUUCAAGACCUGGAUAAGAAAUUUGAUAUUAUUCAUGGAAAAGUUUCAAAAAUUUACCGUUCCCGUUCACGUGUGAAGUCAGUGUGGCAAAGUCAUAAACUACAUGGAAAUAGAUAUAAAAGUCAUAAUUACCUGCAUUCUAGAAAGAGCAAAAGCCAGAAAAGGAAGAGAAGGGACUGUCCCUCUUCAUUAUCUUUAACUGAAAGUUAUAGCCCCACUAUACCAACAAGCAGGCGGGAUGAUGAUUCCCAGAGCAACACUUUGGGAACAUCUUUUGAGUCCCAGAAGUCCCCAGAGCGGGAGCAGGAGUCAUCCUUCCAGGAUCAGGAGUCAUCCUUCCAGGAUCAGGAGCCAGAUCGCAACCAGAGCCCAGGGAUUCCCUCCAUCUUCACACAACCCUAUGAGCCAUACGAAUACGAGCAGAAGGAACCCAUGCAGGGCCCUUCUUACUGCAGCAGCCCACAGGCCCACAGCACCAACAGCUCCUUCCCAGUGAACCAGGCCACUGUAACUCCACCUGCAGCCAUACUGCCCCAGAUGGGACCUGAACCAAUACCUACCCCGGACGUUGUGACCUAUCCACCUUUAUUUGAUCCCCAGCCCUCCAGGCAUAAUACCUCGCCUCCCUACACUCCGAGCGCUUAUG